UUUAAUCCUCCACUUUUUCCGACAGAUAUCGCUAUGAGUCUUGUAGCAGAUUUUAUCAAACAAGAUAUGAAGACGAACGACUUGGAGUUAAAAGUUUCGAUCAGAUGAUCCAGUUCUUCUCCGUCCUGACUAUAUUACCUUGCGGUUCAUUAUCCGAUUUGAUUGGUUGCCGGACCCCUGCUCAUUUUACGGUUGUGCUAGUUUAUGAAUAUAUGUAGGAAUGUGAAAAAGCUAUAAGUUUUUUUUCUCUCUCGAUGAAUGCCUUACCUAGGUUGGAACUUCAAACAAACGUAACUUUGUGCUUGUGAUAACGAUGUAAUUGCACAUGUUUGCGCCCCUAGUUCUUAUCCGUUUGAGGGGCAUAGUCGUGUGUUUUGGCCUAUUUUACGCCGGGUUGUGCUAUUUUGUCAUAUUUCAGGUCCCAGGCGUCAAAGGGAAGGCUAACCACGAGUUUCGGGGCAUUCGGAGGUCAUUUUGUCAAGCUGGGGCCAAAACACGGGCAGCCUAAAGCAUUACACGGCCGUGUUCUGGUGGCCGUGCUUUUUAUGCCGAGAGCUGAGCUGAUUACACGAGCAGGGCCGAGACAAAGCACGGCCGUGUCCAACGCGAAGCACGGUCGUGUUUAUCGCAACUGCUGGCCGUGUAAUUAACACUGGCCGAGACACGGGCAGGCUCAGGCAAAGCACGGCCGUGCCCUCGACCGUGCUUUGGCCACUGAUGCCUUUUUAAGCAGAUUUUCAGCCAAACAGAAGGGGAUUCGAGUUUUAGAGAGAGAGAUCAGUUCCUAGAGAGAGAAAGCGACGAACAAGAGUCUCCAAGUGCCCUAGAUUGAUCUUCAACACCAUUGGAGGCCAACUUGAGCUUGGAGAAGUGCCGAUCAACGUACAGAAGCAGGAAUCCAUCCUUCACAGUAUGAAUUCCGCGUCUGAUUCUGCUUUUGCUUUCUUCUCCAUGGAGUAGUUCUUCCAUUCAUCUGGGUAUGGAGAACCCUAGAUUUGUAUGUUAGGUUUGAUUGUAUGAACCCAAGUACUGAUUCUAUGAUUGAUUAUAUUCGAUUGAGGUUUUAAUGAUUGAAUGACUUGAAUCCUGAUCAAAUUCCUGUUGUUUCUGCUUUAACCUAGAAUGAGAAUAUCUGCCUAGGUUAAUAGAGUAUCCUUGAUUGAAGGUAGGGAGUUGGUGACUUUAGUCGAGGAACCAACUCACUAUUCUGUACCGGAUUUACUCCGGUAGUGGAGGUUUCGUUCUUAGGGCCUCAAUCUGUCUACUCCGGUGGAGGUUAGUCGCCCGCUAGAGAUUCAGAUUGAGAGGGUCUGAAGACCUUUAGUCGAGACUUCAGGCUGUUUAAGAACCUUCCGCAGUAUAACUAUCAUAGAAACUGAACUUGGUAAUUACAAUCCGGCUUAACUGCAGUCUAGGGGGAACCAUAUCCGGGUGACCUCUUUAACCUGAAUACAACCGUUUACUUGCUUUGUUAGUUUGAUAGUUUAGACUUGCAUUCCAGUUUCAUUGCUAGAUAACAAGAAUUCACUGAGUAGUCAUCAGAUCUAGGACCCGGGUUGACAUAUAAACCUAACCCGCUAUACUACGCUUUAGGAAGUGGUUACACUUGGCUAAUUCCUAGGGUGACAGUAGAGUCGAGUCAAGUUUUUGGCGCCGUUGCUGGGGACGGCUAGGUUGUUGUAGAAAAGUGAUUUCUGUUAAUUUAGCUUUUCUUUUUUCUUUGUUUGCUUUGUCCCACUUGUGCCUUCACGGGUUUGCUUGCUUGAGUGUGUGCAGGUAGUGCAUGACCCGUAGCCAGUCGGGAGGUUUACUGCCGUUGAAUCCAGAGAUGGACCGCACCUGUCGCCGGCUCAGGAGACAACAGCGAGCUAGACUGGCUACGGAAGAGCGCAUAGACGGCCACGUGAGCAGUGAUUCUGAGGAGGAGUACGAGAUGGAAGACUACAAUCAACACCAGGGGAAUCCUCAGCAGGCUCCCCCGGUGAAUCCGGUCCUGGGGAACAACCCCAUACCCCAGGAUCAUGGAGUUCAUCAUCCACCGCAGCCGGGUCCCACCUUGGAGUACUACUACACUCCUCGGAUUGCUGACAUCCGCCCGGUCAUCCUCUACCCGCCUAUUCAAGCAAAUAACUUCGAGAUCAAGCCAUGCUGGAUUCAGCUCAUUACAUCUUCUAUCCAGUUCCAUGGCUUGAAGGAUGAGGAGGCCAGGGUGCAUCUUUCCCGUUUUCUGCAGCUGACGAACGGGUUCAAGCUGAAUGGUGUCCCGGAUGAUGCAAUCCGCCUUCAUCUCUUCCCCCAUUCUAUGGCGGGGAAUGCUAAGAGGUGGUUGGAGACCCAACCCCCAUUGUCCAUCACCUCUUGGGACGAUCUGGCUGACAAGUUCGUGCACAGGUAUUAUCCAGCAUCGAAGACUACAGAGAUUCAGUGGGAGAUCACUCAUUUCCGCCAAGAGCCAGAUGAGUCACUACGUGAUGCUUGGGAGCGGUACAUGGGCUACUUCUGGCAGUGCCCCCAUCAUGGCUUCAGUGAUGCAUUCACAGUGGGGAACUUUUACAGUGCCCUCUCUCCAGAUAGCCAGAGGGUGAUUGAGUCUUUAUGCCCAGGAGGGGAUGUUCUCACUAAGACUCCACCAGAGCUGAACCAGAUGAUUAAUACUUUGGUUGCCAGAGAUCAUUCUUGGGGGCAGAGCAGCCGAGGCAGACAUUGCCGGGACCGUGGUGUCCACGCCAUGGAGUCCAGAUCCGGGCUCAAGCAGCAGGUAGCUGAGCUAGUGCAGACAUUGAAGCAGCCCAACAGUCUUAUUCCGGGCAGAGAUAUGACUACACCUCCAGUUGCUUAAUGUCAGUGGUGCGAGAGCUCCAAUCAUCUAGUGGAGGACUGCCAGGCUAUGAGGGAGUCUACCACACCCCAGGAGUAGUUGGCCUUCAUCGCCAAUGCGCGGCGCGUCGAUCCAUACAGUAACACAUAUAAUGAGGGGUGGCGCCAGCAUCCCAACUUCGCCUGGAGCAGCAACACCACUAAACCACCCGGUUUCCU
Molecule: messenger RNA, 3036 nt
Organism: Linum trigynum
Lineage: Eukaryota; Viridiplantae; Streptophyta; Magnoliopsida; Malpighiales; Linaceae
Source: the annotation of a GenBank genome assembly